Messenger RNA from Amphimedon queenslandica, 1063 nucleotides. RefSeq names its product L-seryl-tRNA(Sec) kinase-like. The transcript has 7 exons. The coding region runs from base 30 to 1016 and encodes 328 amino acids. The record is from RefSeq and is a predicted model, not a curated record. Gene Ontology annotation, molecular function: tRNA binding; kinase activity. NCBI's taxonomy places the organism in Eukaryota, Metazoa, Porifera, Demospongiae, Haplosclerida, Niphatidae.
CAGCCACGCCUUACGACCACGCCUUUUAAAUGGCUUCCUCUAAUCAACCUUCAAGAUCUUCUCAUACAUGCAUAUUACUCCUUUUUGGCAUACCAGGCUCCGGAAAGACCACUCUCUCACGUGAGCUUGUUUUAAGGAAAAGCAGCCAGGAACACUCUGAUCAGCAUCGUGAAACGAAAUCGACUCAAUUUGAUAUUGUUCAUAUUUGCAUGGAUGACUAUUAUCCUACGGAUGAGAGAGAAGGCAGUGAAAAAAAUAGUGAUGAAUUUAUUAAUGAUGAUUUUGACUGGAAACAGUACAGGCAUAUUGUAACAGAAAAUAUUGACGAAUAUUUGAGUGGAAAAUCCAACGUAAUGUUUAGCACCGGAGGAGAAAUAAAAGUGGAGGGAGAAAAGAAUGAAGUAAUCAAGUUGUUAAUAAUAGACGACAAUCUUCAUCUUAGAAGCAUGAGGAAAGAAUUUGUCCAAAUUGCAAGGAAAUAUACAUGUGGGUUUGCAUUGGUGUACUUGAGCUGUCAACUUGAUUCAGCUAUAAAGAGGAACUCUACUAGACCAUUUCCUGUACCACAUCAAACUAUAGUUAACAUUUAUCAGAGGAUUGAACCACCUCAAGAAAAUUGGGAGAGACAUGCAAUCACUAUUGAUUCAACAAAUAAUGACAAAGAAUGGAUUGAAACUGCAUGUAGUAGAAUCCUUAAAUUGUGUCAAGAUGCAAUAGAAGAUCCUCAAAUGCCUCAACUUGAUUUGACUGCUGAAAGAGCUGAAUCUCAGAGAAUAACAUCAGAAAGUCUAAUGCACCAAGCUGAUCAAAUACUGAGACAAUUUGUAUCAAAUGAAAUCAAAUCAAUUCAAGAAUUAGCAGAUAAGAGGAUUAUAAAGGAAACAGCACUAAAGGCAAAUGAAACAAGGAAACUAUUGCUCCAUGAACUACAGCAGGACAAACAAAUGCAGCUAACAAGUAAUGAAGAGCUAAAACUAUUUUUAAAAUUAAAGUAUGAUGAAAUAUUUAAAAAAUAACCAAGUAAUAAAGUUGUGUGGGUGUUGAUCACUAUAAAAGAGUGCAG